Moneuplotes crassus is the source of this 1058-nucleotide messenger RNA. NCBI's taxonomy places the organism in Eukaryota, Ciliophora, Spirotrichea, Euplotida, Euplotidae. The record is from the annotation of a GenBank genome assembly.
UAACUACCUAAAUGGGUGAUAAUACAGGAAAUGAUAUGGCCUCUCUCAUUCUUGCCAAAGAAUGUGAACUUGAGGUCAGCAUGGCUGCUAAUAAACCCCCUCAAGCUCAGUUUAAGAAAAUGCAGACUCUUUUGCAGAUCUACUCUCAGGCUAUUGAGUAUUAUCAGUCUGUAGAGAGUGAGCUUUACAUCGACCUUAACUUAAGGAUGCAGAAUUUACUGACCAGGCCUGACAUCCUUGAGAUGAUUGAUAUCCACACUGGGAAAGGACAGGCUUCAGCCUGCUCUAAGGAGGAAUCAAUCCAGGAAGAGAAGCCUCAGAAGCGUGCUAAAGCACCUUCUAUGUCUCCUAAGAAUUAUACUGCCAGGCCUGAGAGAAAAACAGAAGAGAAUAGAUCUUCUGAGAGUCCAGAGACUAGGGACUCCUCGAUCCUCUUCGAGCAUCUCAACGAUCAGGGUGAGGAUCAUCCUGAUGAGGAAGAAGAUGAUCAGCCUUUUGGCAGAAGUACCUUCUGACUUAAGGAUUUGAACUCCUUAGCCGAUGAGAGAUCAAAUCUGAGAGCUACCUGAACUGGCGUCGCGCAAUUUGACGUUGACGAUCACUCUAAUGAGUUUGUAUAUCACAAGAAUGAUGGCCGAAACCGUCAUGGAGUAAGCUUUAAGGUCUGUAAAGACAAGAAGGACGGUGCUUUGGUCCGCCCAAAGCUGAUAUGUAAAAACCAGGAGAAAGGAAAAAUUCAUUCUGAACUUUUAAAUGAAAAUAAUGAAGAACUCAACUCCCUUCCAAUAGUUGAAGCCUCUAAGAAAGUUGUAGAAGAGUAUAACGAGGAGAGGCAAGAAGGUGAGACCAUUAGUUCUCUUGAGCAGAACAUUCGGGAACAAGAGUCUGCACUUAAGAUCCGCUUAUUAAAACGUGAGGCGAUGCUUGCUAAGAAGAAGCAGUUGAAUACUAGUCAGAGUGAUUCUUUUAACAGCUCAUCUAACCAGCAAUCCAGUUUUGAGACGUCUCCAAAAUUUUAGUCUUAUUUAAAUUUAUUUCGUAAUAUCAAAUCAUGAUAA